Molecule: messenger RNA, 4182 nt
Organism: Trichechus manatus latirostris (Florida manatee)
Lineage: Eukaryota; Metazoa; Chordata; Mammalia; Sirenia; Trichechidae
Gene: SELPLG
Product: selectin P ligand
Exons: 3
Coding region: 296-2014 (572 amino acids)
Biological process (GO): leukocyte tethering or rolling
Cellular component (GO): plasma membrane
Source: RefSeq, a predicted model, not a curated record
CUCCAUCAACAUUCUCAUCAAAACUGUCACAAACGAGGUGUGGGCCGUCACAUGGCCCUGCCUGAGGAACCGCAUUCUCGCUUCCUUCUUUCACAGACGUUGGGGGUUGGCCGGGGCUGACGCCACAGCAGGGCUACCAGAGCAGUGCACUGUGGCAUGGGCUAGGUCUUUGUCACUAAAGCAGAGAAACUACCUCUCCUGGGCCCACGAGGCAGCCCUUCCAUGCUCUGCUGAGUACGCUCCACAAGAUAGGAGGUGGUGGUAGCAUUAGUUGCCUUCGAGUCAACUCCAGCUCAUGGUGACCUUAUGUGUAAGGGAACGAAACGCUGCCCGGUCCUACGCCAUCUUCAUGAUCGUUGGUGCCAUGCCUCUGCAACUCCUCCUGUUGCUGACCCUCCUGGGCUCUGGAAGCAACCUCCAGCUGCCAGUGACCCAGAAGGACGGAACCAGGGAAGCCCCAGGCCAGCUGCUUGCCCAGGGCCAGAGACAGGUGAACACGAGCGGGUACCCAGACUUCUUUGGGGAAUAUGACUACGAGUACAUAGGCACGGACUCUCCAGAAAAGCCUGAACAUAGUCUCAGAGCUGUGACUGUGAGCACCGAGCCUCCGUUUUUGAUGGAGACAUUGGGGCAGAGAGGCCCCGUGGGGCCUGGAACCCCUGAGCCAGCCACUGUGGAACCUGUCACGGUGCAGCCUGCCACAAGAGACUCUGCUGGCCUAGGUUCAAGAGAGGCAGCAGCGGGAGAUCUGAGCACAGAGCUGGCCACGCAGGGGAGUCCCAAAGCACAGGACCCUCUGAGCACAGGACUGGCCACUGCAAUCCCUUCCAUCCCAAAAACUACAUCCAUGGAGCUGACCACCAUGGAAGCCCUGUCCAUGGGGCCCACAGCCAGGGAAGCACUAACCACAGAGCCGGCUACCACAGGCGCCCUCUCCAAGGAACCCACUGCCACAGUAGCUCUGUCCAUGGAGCCAGCCACCGCAGAGGCCCUGUCCACGGGGCCCACAGCCAGGGAAGCACUAACCACAGAGCCGGCUACCACAGGAGCCCUCUCCAAGGAACCCACUGCCACAGUAGCUCUGUCCAUGGAGCCAGCCACCACAGAAGCCCUGUCCAUGGGGACCACAGCCACAGAGGCACUGUCCAUACUGUUCAUAGGGCCUGCAGCCACGGAAGCCCUGACCACAGAGCCGGCUGCCACGGGAGCCCUCUCCAAGGAACCCACUGCCACAGUAGCUCUGUCCAUGGAGCCAGCCACCACAGAAGCCCUGUCCAUGGGGACCACAGCCACAGAGGCACUGUCCAUACUGUUCAUAGGGCCUGCAGCCACGGAAGCCCUGACCACAGAGCCGGCUGCCACGGGAGCCCUCUCCAAGGAACCCACUGCCACAGUAGCUCUGUCCAUGGAGCCUGCAGCCACAGAAGCCCUGUCCAUGGGGACCACAGCCACAGAGGCACUGUCCAUACUGUUCAUAAGGCCUGCAGCCACGGAAGCCCUGUCCACGGAGCCUGCAGCCACAGAAGCCCCGACCACAGAAUCUGCUACCACAAGGGGUCCAACAAUGUCCUUUCUUUUGUCCUCUGAUCCUCAAAGCAACAUCACUGUGGCAGUCAACAAGCCGUUUGAUGUCAGCACCAAGCAAUGGAAGAACGUGCAGGAACUGUCCCCCAGUAGCUCCGUGACCCACAGCCCCACAAGAGGCCAAGACUACAACCACGUGAAGCAGUGCCUGCUGGCGAUCCUCAUCCUGGCCCUGGUGGCCACCAUCUUCCUCGUGUGCACCGUGGUGCUGGCCAUCCGCCUCUCGCGCAAAAACCACACGUACCCUGUGCGCAGCUACUCCCCCUCUGAGAUGGUCUGCAUCUCGUCCCUGCUGCCUGACGGGGGCGAGGGGCCCAACCCUGCUGCAGCCAACGGGGGUCUACCCAACGCCAAGACCCAAGAUCCAAAGCCAGAGCCCGGGGAGUCUCGUGACGCGGACGACCACACCUUGCACAGCUUCCUCCCGUAGCCCUGAGCGUCCAGUAGCAGGACCUGGCCUGCCACAUCCCUCUGCCGCCCACUGGGCGCCACCCAGACCCCAGACUUCUCUUCUACUGGUCUGGCCUUCUUGGAGCCACCUGGGGCUGGGGGCCUUCUGAGAAGCUGCACUGGCAGUCCCAUGCGGGGACUAUGAGCAGCCAGGCCCCUGCGGCCAAGCAAGACCUGGAAGCAAACCUCCUCCUCUAGCUCGGCUGCCUCUGCACAGAGAGAGCCUCUCCACCUCCCUACCUGCAUUGUCUGGCCCCUCUAACACCUCCUACCAGCUGCUCUCUUUCCUCCUCCUCACGCACCCAGAAGACUCAGAAAUCCCCCCAACCCCACCACCAUUUUGCUUUUGGUUACCAUGGUCACCAAACAGGAAAGGCGCAUUUGGGGGGGUGGGUACUAAGGAGUGACGGCUUCCUGAGCCCAUGUCCUGUUGCUUCCCCAAUUUGGGGCAGUUUUGUUUUCUUGGGCACUUUUCCAGGGAAUCCAGGGCGAGUUCUUGGCCUCUGAGGGCCAGGGUGGGCUAGAACUUUCUUUGGGAUUGUAUGGACCAAUGAGUAACACCUGGUGACAGAAUAAUCCCCAUCCUGCCCUCUCUAGCCUUCCCUGUGGCCACGUUUCAGGAUGAGGUCUGACUUACUGAGGUAUCCCACCACCCAGCCCAGGGCCUGGUAUAGCGCAGGCACUCAAUAAAUAUCUGAUGAACACUGAUGGCUGAAUCCUUCAAGGUAGGAAGGCUGCCUCCUUUAGGCAGCCUUCCCCGAAUUCUCCAUUCCUCAGGGAGGAGUUGAUCCUGAGCUGUUUGCCUCAGCCUUCACCCCCUCAGGAAGCCCCCAGACCUUUAGGCUGACUUUAGUCUUGCCUUGUCCAUGAUGAGGGCAUCUUGGGGGCUGGGGUUGAUCUCAGGCUGGGGGUAGUGGGGAGGAAGGGCUGGCCCCUAGACCUUGUAUUCAACUUCUCCCAUGACCCAGUCCUGGUCUACAGAGUUUGGUUCCUCUCAAAUUUCAGUGAACAACCCUUUUAAACAUCAGUACUCUCCUCCCUAGAAGCCCACCCUAACCUCUCUAAUUCAUACCCCCCAACACCCAACAGCAACUCCUCACCCUAGCAAGGGCCAAAGCUUUUGCGCAACUUACAGGAGUAAUGAACCAAUAACCAGUUGCCAUCUAGUCGACUCCGACUCACAGUGACCCCAUGUGUGUCAGAGUAGAACUGUGCUCCAUAGGAUUUUCGGUGGCUGAUUUUUUGGAAGAUUGCUAGGCCUUUCUUUUGAGGUGCUUCUGGGUGGACUCGAACCACCCUUUCCUUUAGCAGCCGAGUGCAUUAAAUGCCUGUCAUUUAAAGUUUGGGGUUAGCAACCUUUUUUCUUAAAGGGCUAGAUAGUCAAAGGUUUAAACAGUUUUCACUCAACUAUUAACCUAAAGGUUGGCGAUUUCAACCCACCCAGCAGCACUGCAGAAGAAAGCCUUGGUGAACUGCUUCUGUAAAGGCUACAGCCAAGAAAACCCUAUGGAGCCAUUCUAUCCUGUAAGGGGUUUGGUUUUUCGGUGUUAUGGGCCACAUGGUGUCUGUUGCAACCACUCAGCUCUGCCACUGUAGUGCAAGAGCAACCAUAGACAGUACCUAAAUGAAUGGGUGUGGCUGUGUUCCAAUAAAACUUUAUUGACAAGGAGACAGUGGGUCAAAUUAGUUCUAAUUUUGCAGAUUCCUGAUUUGAGUAUAGGGUGACCAGCUGUCCGGUUUGGUUAGGAUUUUCCUGGGUUUAACACUGUCCCUUAUCCCAGCUAACUCCUCACUGUAGGGCAAACCAGGAAGGCUGGCCACCUGAUUUAAGUGACACUGACCCGAGAGUGCAUAUAUUACCUCACUCACAACACACAUCGACCCUAUGAGGUAGGUGCUGCCAUUACUCCCAUUUGGCAGUUCAGAAAAUCGAGACUGAGAGAGGCAAAGCAACCAGCCCAUGGUAAGUGGCAGAGCCGGGAUUCAAACUCUUGAUCUUUUGUCUCCAAAUACCUUCUAGUCAUUUUCAUACAGGAAGAAGGAGAAGAGCCAAACCUGUUGCCGUCGAGCCAAUUCCGACUCAUAGCGACCCUAUAGCACAGAGUAGAACUGCUCCAUAGGAUUUCCAAGGCUGUAAUCUUUACAGAA